AUGGACCGACCCAAAAACACGCGAGCAUCCAGCAGCGCAGGGCAACGGAGGCGCGAGAACAAUUCAACGGAGACAGUACAACGACGAGAGCCAGACAAACAGCCCAUCAUGGGACAGGUCCGAUCGCACAAUUGGCUAGCGAAGCAACGAGAGAUUACUACAGAAGCAGCGCUGUGCCCAUGCAUGGUGUAUGCUCGUACCGCCGAGAGACUCGAGCGAGCUGCCUAUGGCGAGGACCCUUUAACUCCACCUUCAGGUGGUUGCAGCAGUCCAUGUUGGUCGUGUUUCCUGAGCUCUAUGAUGUGCAACUGGAGAAGGCCGCUCAGCAACCAACGUGGUGACAUUCGGAACCGAUAUGCCAUCACGGGUAGCACCGAGGACGACGAACUUCACGCCUGUGCCCACCCAUUCUGGACUCUGAUGGGGAAUCAUAAUGAAGUCCUGGUGCGAGAGAAAAUAUGUAAAAAGUUUAACACCUACCCUUUCUCGCCAGGGCCCCCACCAGUUGAGAUUCGUCGCUUCAAGCCUCAGCCCAACCAUCCGUAUGAGUCGCCCGCGCAGAUGCAGAUGAAGGAAAAGAGCCUACCGAGAAUUGUCGAGUUACCUGAAUCCGGCAGUUCAAAGGAGAGGGCAAAGCCACAAAGUCCGCCGGCGAAGGCUACCCCGGAAGCCAGCUCCCAGCAAUUGCCUCCUCCUACCAGCAACAAACACACUCCUGCGAGAACUCCGGACACCCAGCAAAGUCAGAGUCCUACUCUGAGUUCCCAAGAUCCUCGCGUCACGGUAGCUGACUUCGCUGAGCCCCACCGGCUCAGUCAAGACCAAAAGAGGCCAGUUGGAAACAGACAGUUCCCGCAUACUGUUCACAAUGAUCCUCUCUUUGGAAUUGCUGAGGAGAUUCAUCCGCAUACUGUCCACGAGGACCCAAUAGUUCAAGUGGCUCGACGGCUGUCCCCUCAUCAGAUUAAUAUAGAUCCCAAGACAGCGACACCGGCUGCCAGCCUCCCUCAUAGCGUUCACCAGGACCCCACCGUCAACGUAACUGAAGAGCCAACGGAGCACACGGUACACAAUGACUUGACAACCAAGACGGCCGCUCCUGUACACGAUCACAGGCUUAGCCAGGAUGUCAUGGCGCCAGUCAGUACACGAGCAGUGCCCCACAGCGUCCACGACGACCAAACGGUCAGUAUGCAGGGCCAGACGGCUCCGCAUGCUCUCAGCGGAGAUCCCACGGUCAAGGUUGAUGAGGGCGAACCAAAGCAACACGCAAUGCAAUCAAGCGCAGCGACUCCGGCACCCGAGAACCAGAAGCCGAACCCCCACCAGUUGGGAGACAUUGGCCGUGCUUCGACAGCACCGGCCCCGCUGCAAUCAUCGCACAGUUGAUGGUGUAGAUUCGACUACAUCUCUGGGGGCGAACAGGAGGUAAUGAAGAGAAAGAAACAAACCGCUGAAUAGCCUUAUCAUUAUAGUCCGUAGCCACGAUCCUUGGAGGCAUUUUUCAACAGUCAAUAACUAGUAUCCCAUAUGCUCAUUACCGCCUCAAACCUUGUGCAGUUGAAUGAGAAGUGACAUGGUCCAAGUUUCCAUAUGAUUAGGAGCGACGAACCUCACGUCACUGCUUUGUCUGCCAGCCAGCCACCCAAGCUCCUCUUUUAAGUUGAGGAAAGUAAGCAAGGAUCAAGUCUGUCAUCAUCCAAGGCGCGGCCAACGCUGAGGAAUC
This is a messenger RNA of Colletotrichum scovillei, 1726 nucleotides long. RefSeq names its product WD domain-containing protein. NCBI's taxonomy places the organism in Eukaryota, Fungi, Ascomycota, Sordariomycetes, Glomerellales, Glomerellaceae. Bases 1 to 1389 code for a protein of 462 amino acids. The record is from RefSeq and is a predicted model, not a curated record. The transcript has 2 exons.